CUCAGCUCUCUGUACCAUGUGAUCACUGCAGUCACGUGACUGCUGUGAUGUCAGAGUGUCCUUUAGAGGGAUAGAAUCUAGCCGCUACCAGCCUGAAACCGGCGAGUUAAGGAAAUUUGUCAGAGGUGCUGGUUUCCUCUGAGAGAUGCCACUGCUGGUGAAAUGGCCGUUUCCUACACAUCCUCGUCUACACAGACGUCUAACCAGCAACCUGGUGAUGGGUCUUGUUGGUACUUACAGCUGGAUUUGGACUAAAUACAUGAAUCAUCUCAACGUGCACAAUAAGGAGGUUCUGUAUGAUCUGAUAGAGACACGUCGGCCAGAUACUCCUCUUAUCACCAUCUCCAAUCAUCAGUCCUGCAUGGAUGACCCGCACCUGUGGGGUAUUCUCAAGAUGAAACACCUCUGGAACCUGAACAAGAUGCGGUGGACCCCAACGGCUGCUGAUAUCUGCUUCACUCAGGAGUUUCACUCUUUAUUCUUUAGUCUUGGAAAGUGUGUACCUGUAUGUCGGGGUGAUGGGAUAUAUCAAAAAGGAAUGGACUUCAUUAUCGAGAAGCUGAAUCGUGGAGACUGGGUACACGUCUUUCCUGAAGGAAAAGUUAAUAUAACCCACGAAUUUGUUAGGCUGAAAUGGGGUAUUGGGCGCUUGAUAAUGGAGUGCUCCUUGAAUCCAAUCAUCCUUCCCCUUUGGCAUGUGGGAAUGAAUGAUGUGCUUCCCAACGACCCUCCUUACAUACCACAAAGUGGGAAGAAAAUUACUGUGUUGGUGGGAAGACCGUUUAGGAUGGCGUCUGUGUUGGAGCACCUGAGAUCAGAGGACAUAUCAUCUGUAGAGAUGCGGAAAGCAAUAACAGAUUAUAUCCAGGUAGAGCUGCACAAGCUGCAGUCCCAAGCAGAGGCACUACACCAAAGUUUCCAGCAGCAGAGAUGACCAUAUUAUGCCUUUUACCGACACAUCAUGUUCUCCAGAAACCAGCUGCCUUUCCUACAUAUACAGUCCUACGGGGACUUUUAGCCACAGGGACUGAAUACCAAGAGUUGAAUCUCACAGGAAUUCUCAAUAGUUGCUGCUAACUGGGACAUUGAUGAGGUGUCCAAUGCCUUAGCGUAUGGAAAAGAAAUGGGAUAGGGUUAAGUUUUUAAUAAGUAUGUUAGUAAAUUGCUCAUUCCUCUGUUACACGUUGCACUGAAAUGGUUAAAUCAACAAGUGACCUCAUUUGAUUUUUUUUUUUAUUUAUAAUGACUGAUCUCCUCUCCGUCAUCCACUGAGCUGUUGUGCGUUCAAAUGAGUAUUUUCUAAAUCUGGUUUUAGUCUUGAUGCCAAAAAUAUUUUUAAUAUAGUCCUACAAACCCCGCUACUGUUAACUGUUUUUUGGAAGAAAUUACUUUAGAAGAUACAUCCAAUUGCCAUCAAAUGACUAAAUAACUUAGGGGUUUUGGCCAGUGAAACAUAAUACAUGUUGUCUCUUUUUAAUAAAAAAAAAUACUCCUUUUUUAUACUAAUUAUUUAUUCUGUGGUUGUGUUUAAGAUAUUUUCCACUUAUACCCUUGCUUUUCCAAUAAAUUGAAUGAUUUUA
Messenger RNA from Bombina bombina (fire-bellied toad), 1580 nucleotides. RefSeq names its product tafazzin, phospholipid-lysophospholipid transacylase (gene TAFAZZIN). The record is from RefSeq and is a predicted model, not a curated record. Gene Ontology annotation, biological process: inner mitochondrial membrane organization; cardiolipin acyl-chain remodeling. The transcript is spliced from 11 exons. Gene Ontology annotation, molecular function: 1-acylglycerophosphocholine O-acyltransferase activity. Gene Ontology annotation, cellular component: mitochondrial membrane. The coding region runs from base 146 to 934 and encodes 262 amino acids. Lineage: Eukaryota; Metazoa; Chordata; Amphibia; Anura; Bombinatoridae.